GAAGAACAACUACACAUCUUCCUCCUUCACACCCGUACCUUGACUCUGAACAUUAUCACAAUCUGGGUGCAACCGGAGAGGUUUUACCUCUUCCUUCAAUCAACAAACCAGCAACGAGGAGAACAGCUACACAUCUUCCCCUUGACUCUUGUAGCUUGAUCUGAGCUACAUUACAAUCUCGGCACAACAGCAGAGACCACGUAUUUCCCAUUUGUUGAGAGCCAGCAGCACAAAGAUCAACUACACAUCUUCUUUUCACAUACUCACACCCUGAUCUCAACAGGGAUUCUCAGCACUGCACCAUUACAAACUCGCCAGAAGAGCGGAGACUACCUUUCUCCCAAAUCAAGAAGCCAGCAAUAGGAAGGACCAUCACAUAUCUUCCCUGACACUCAAACAUUGCCCUCAAGAGAACACUGAAACACCACAAGCUCGCAGAACAGGAGACUCUACCUGCUACCUACGAGGAACCAGACACAGGAAGAACGGCUACGCACCUUCUUCUACUCAUACACUUCCGCCUUGAUCUUGAUAGGUCAUUGCACUACAACACUACUACCGAACAGAAGAGGUUACUUUUGCCUCUCUACCAAAACAACCAAACUCAGUCACAAAUACCGCCUCUCUCAAAGUCAUCAACUUGGAAAUUCACCACACAGGCAGACACUGUAGACUGCCAGUACCAGAAUCUCCAUUGUCACCCAUCAGAGCUACCAAAGCUACCAGAGAGGCCGAAACCUGAGUUUCUUUGCCAUCACAUCAACUCCUCAGCUCAUCAACCACCAAGCUUUUGACACUUGAUCUGUAAACUCACCAUGGCUUCUACUACCACACCUGCUGCUGAGAACGGACAUUGGCUCCUUCGUGGUGUUCAAUCCGCAAUUUUCUACUAUGUUUCCUGCACACCUUGCCUGGAAUACAAGUACAAGCAAAAGCGGAGAAACGAAGCCAAAGCUCAACAGGCACGAGAACAAGAGUUGGCAUCGACUCAGCCAGGACUUGUCAGACCAAUGGCUUUCCAAACAAAUCCAGAAUGGGCAGAAGAUUUGCUGCUUGGUCCAGGCCCACCCAAAGGCUGGAAGAAAGACACUCUCCUCAAACGGAUGCAGAAGAAAGUGGCCGAAGGAAUAGAAAUCCUGAACACCGCUACCAACUUGCCAGGGCCAACAAAGGUCCCUGACGAAAAUGCAUCCGGCAACCGCCAGCCGGAUAUCGUGCCUCCGGGCGACCAAUCGGAGCAGAAAGGCUCCAACACCAUCGACAUUGUCAAGGAGGCCUGGCGAACAACAUUGCACCCUCCCAAGUGGAAUUUUCAACGCUACCACAGGGAGGACGAGGUCCUCUGGGGGUACACCCGGAGAAUGAAGCAGAUGUGGAACCGAGCCACAUCUGGCUCGCACGAAGAGGCCCCCGGGCAACAACCCAAGAGUGGCAACACUCCAACGGGGGGCCGACAAGACACCAAGGGCAGCCAGGACUACGCCAGACCACCACGGCCGCCAGCCAAUGACAUUUACGCCCCAAUAGUCACCGGUUUGCCCGCAACGAGGGCAGAGGCCGCCUGGAUGCUGCUGCCCCCUCCCAGCGCGGCGGUGAUGGCAGGGAAGAAGAGGCCUGCCGCCGAGACAGAACCCCGGUGGCCUCUGGCUGUUCUCGGAGGGCCAAAGUGCCAACCAAGGCCGGCACCGGUACUGGUGCCGGCCCACUCCUCCGAAACUGUGGUGCUCAGUGGCAGCACCAACGACAACACCGAAGGGGGCAGCAACCUCAGCGAGGUUGAGCCGGAGACCCCCCAGCAAAGCAAGGACAACGCGGAGCCUACCAAACCAGCUCCCACAUACCCACGAAGACCUCUGCGAGGAGAAAUGUUCGACACCAAGAGCAGUGAUUCGUGGCAGUUCCACUACAUCAUCCCCUCCACUUGAAGAUGAUGACUCCUCCUCCACCUAAGCACCUUUCCCGCUCUCCUAUGAACUCACCUACAACUUAUCUAUAUACACCUGAAGACGACACUGCCGGCGGCAAUACCUAAGAGCCCUUCCAGCACCUAUCUCAUCAUCGCCAGCAUGCCAGAAAUGCCUGAGCACGGCCUCCUAUUCAAUCCCUGAACACUUAACAUCACUUCAACCACGAGGCAUCUGGGCUGCUCUCAGUUGCAUACUAUCUUCUACCCACCUAAAGAGCACCAGCCCGAUCAUAUCAUUCCUCUGCCACAAGAAAUAUCAUUACACUCCUCUAUCUUUCCCCUUGUGAACACUCUAUAUUUACGAGACAACACCCCCGACAACACCUAAGAAUCCUCCUACCUCAAAUCCUCCAUUAUGCUUACCCUAUCAUUCGCACUUCACAAACCGAAUCCUUGUCCCAUACAAAUACAUAUACGCAUCCAUUGAUGCCGGGAAUGAAUGCAUAUCAUCACUUCACCAGCUCAUCAGUGUUGAGCAUGUUAAACUAUCGAAAAUCCAUGACGCCUGUCCUUUCAGGCUUGAGACAAUCAUGCUUGGCGUGCAACCUCCCGCUGGCGGGUGUCUACAUCAAUUUUACGAAUUCUGCUUUUGAUCAUGGAAAAGAUGCGAGACUUGAAAUCACAAGACCUUUCAGCAUGGAGUUUUGGGUCGCGCAUUGAAAAGCGUUUAUGGAUGGGUUUGGGGACACAAGUCACAACACCAUACAGCACGGAGUUAUGCUGGUUCGACUGCAAGGCGUUUCUGGCGGAAUCUGAUUUUUUGGUUGGAGUUUUGGAGUUUACUACAGAUCAUGGGAGACAUCAUGCCUACGGGCCUGAUGAAUAAUCUCUCCGAUGGAGGAAACGCACAAUGAAGACAUGAAAACCA
Exophiala dermatitidis NIH/UT8656 is the source of this 2834-nucleotide messenger RNA. RefSeq lists its product as uncharacterized. Bases 816 to 1925 code for a protein of 369 amino acids. The record is from RefSeq and is a predicted model, not a curated record. The transcript has a single exon. Lineage: Eukaryota; Fungi; Ascomycota; Eurotiomycetes; Chaetothyriales; Herpotrichiellaceae.